Messenger RNA from Diuraphis noxia (Russian wheat aphid), 1027 nucleotides. RefSeq names its product activin A receptor type 2 punt. Gene Ontology annotation, cellular component: activin receptor complex; plasma membrane. Gene Ontology annotation, molecular function: activin receptor activity; activin binding; ATP binding. Gene Ontology annotation, biological process: activin receptor signaling pathway; cellular response to growth factor stimulus; protein phosphorylation. Lineage: Eukaryota; Metazoa; Arthropoda; Insecta; Hemiptera; Aphididae. The record is from RefSeq and is a predicted model, not a curated record.
AUACUUAGCAAUCGUCCAAUACAAUUAGUCGAAGUAAAGGCAAGGGGUCGCUAUGGUGCUGUUUGGAAAGCUCUUCAUAAGAAAGAUACAGUAGCUGUUAAAAUAUUCCCUCCUCAGGAUAAAAACUCAUGGUUAGUUGAACAAGACAUUUAUCAAUUACCACACAUGCAACAUGACAAUAUACUAUCAUUCAUUGGAGCUGAAAAACAUGCUAGUGUUAUUGAAGGUGCCAAAAAUGAAUAUUGGUUGAUUACUGCUUACCAUGAAUAUGGAUCAUUAUGUGACUACUUAAAAUCUAAUAUAUUAACUUGGGAUCAGCUUUGUCAUAUUGCCCAAUCUAUGACAAGUGGUUUGAUGCAUUUACAUGAAGAGAUUCCAUCAGAACGUUCAGAUCAGUAUAAGCCAGCCAUUGCACAUAGAGAUUUUAAAAGCAACAAUGUUUUACUUAAAUAUGAUUUAACUGCGUGUAUUGCUGAUUUUGGUCUUGCUUUGGUUUUUCAACCUGGCAAGUCUUGUGGUGAUACACAUGGGCAGGUUGGCACAAGAAGAUACAUGGCACCAGAAGUACUAGAAGGAGCGAUCAAUUUUUCAAGGGAUGCGUUUUUGAGAAUAGACAUGUAUGCAUGUGGAUUAGUAUUAUGGGAAUUGGCAACUAGAUGCACAGCACAACAAGGUGCUAUACCAGAUUAUAAGUUACCUUUUGAAGAAGAAGUUGGACAACAUCCAUCAUUGGAAGAUAUGCAAGAAUGUGUAGUACAUAAAAAACUAAGACCAGCUUUUAAAGAUAGCUGGAAAUCACAYCCAGGUUUAAUUGCUCUAUGUGAUACAAUGGAGGAAUGUUGGGAUCACGAUGCUGAAGCUAGAUUGUCUGCAUCAUGUGUAAUGGAACGUAUUACAUGGCAAUGUCGUCAAUAUGAUGGRACAGCCUUACCAUCAUUAGCACAAUAAAAUAUUUUAUUUGUAUAAUAGUAUAAUGUACACCAGCAACCUAGCUUCUGCCGAAGAAAAUAUUGGUGUUUCCUUUUAU